AUGGCCAGUAACCUCCAGGAUCUGAAGCAGGCCCUUACCCCUGCCCUCCUUGAGGAGGUGCGCCACUUCUGGUUUGAUCAUCUUGGCGGAGAAGACCAUUUGAUUCUCCCAGGGCAAAGUGCGAUGAUGCGCUGGUUCCGCCGUGAUGCUGAUUUCGAUAAAGCUUGUGUUGCACAAUUUCAGCCUGCUCUAGAGGCAAUCCUGGACUCUGGCGCAUCUGCAAAGCAAAUUCUCGAUGUAGUUGACACUUCCUCCCCACUCACGUGGCUCAGUAUCAUUCUGCUUCUGGAUCAGCUCCCGCGCAACUGCUACCGCGGUGAUGAGUCGAGGCUGGCGUUCGAGCGCUUUGAUCCGCUCGCGGAAGAGGUUGCUCUGCGCGCAAUUGAUGCUGGCAUCCAAACUCAAUCUUCGGAUGUGCGGUAUCGAUUGUCAUAUCGUUUCUGGUUCCACUUGCCCUUAAUGCAUUCCGAGAACCUUGCUGUGCAUGAGAAAGCAAUGGCGGCACAUGAAGAUACGGCAAAGGAUAUGGAAGGGUUGCUUCGCAGAGAUGCUGCGACUCUCGAUGCCGAUGAGAAUAGGUGUUUUACUGUUCUAUCGAACCAGCAAGAUGCACUUGAAGCCUUUUUGAGCAGUACAUUGGAGUUCGAGAAGAGACACAAGGUUAUUAUUGAGCAGUUUGGACGAUACCCACACCGGAACCAGGUCUUAGGUCGGGUUUCAACCGCAGAGGAGGUGGGGUAUUUAGAGAAUGGUGGGGAGACCUUUUCUGAGUAA
Penicillium macrosclerotiorum is the source of this 774-nucleotide messenger RNA. RefSeq names its product DUF924 family protein. Gene Ontology annotation, molecular function: protein binding. The transcript is spliced from 2 exons. Bases 1 to 774 code for a protein of 257 amino acids. Lineage: Eukaryota; Fungi; Ascomycota; Eurotiomycetes; Eurotiales; Aspergillaceae. The record is from RefSeq and is a predicted model, not a curated record.